AUGUCCUCGAUGCGUGGCGGUCAUCAAUAUCCACAAGGAUCAAGACCUAAUGAUCAACCUAUGAACUAUGUAAACAAUCAAACAAAUCAAAAUUAUUCAAUCCCACAAAAUCUUUAUGUUGAACGUCGUUCAACAAAUCCUGCAUUAACUACACCAGUAAAUCGAACACAAUAUCAUAAUACAAAUACUUCGAAUACAUCAAUUCCACAAAAUCUUUACGUUGAACGACGUUCAACAAAUCCAGUACCAAUGACUCAAUAUAAUCAACCGCAAUAUGUUGAACCAAAGAAUCCAAAUCUUGGCUUUCAAAAUGCUCGUGCUAUUCAAUCUCAAGCAUCAGGUAUGUACCAUCAGAAAAGUUCUGGAACACCAUCAAGAAAUGUAAAUUCAGCAUUAACAAUAAAUCCAUCUGUACCAUCACAAUCACCAUAUGCAACACAUGGCAGAGAAAGUGCUUUCGCUAAAAAAGAAACAUUUGGAGAAAUUGAUGAUUCACCAAUAAUUGAUCCAAGUGCAUUUCGUUAUUUAAAUUUGACUGAUAAAACACCACCAAAGAAAACAUCUUCAGCUGCGAAUGAUAGUGGCAUUGAUUCACGACCCAUCAUUAAUCUUGAUGCAGUUACACAAUUAGAAAAACGUCGACAGCAACAAAUUGAAAAGAAUAAUCGAUUACGUGGUGAUGAUGGCACAGGAUCAGGUAUUGAUGGAAGACCAAUUGUUGAUGCUAACGCAUUUCGUCAUAUUGAAGCAAAGAAAAUUAACAAUAAAGAUAACGAACAACAAGGUCAAGGUGUUGGUAGUGGAAUUGAUGAUAGACCAAUAACUAAUCCUGGUGCCUUCAAAUAUUUGGAAAAUAAACGUGAAAAUAAACAAGGAAAUACUUCGAAUGAAUCUGCUAUUGAUACUCGACCAAUAAUAAAUCCUGAUGCAUUUAAAUAUUUAGAAAAACGACGAGAAACUGCAGUAAAAGGUAAUGAUGAAAGUGGUAUCGAUUAUAAACCAAUUGUUAAUCCGGAUGCUUUUCGUUAUUUGGAACAACGUGCUACUCCACCUCGUCGUAAUAUUGAAUCAGGUAUUGAUACAACACCAAUCGUUAAUCCAAAUGCAUUUCAAUAUAUUGAACGGAAAGAUCCAAUAAGAUCAGAAAUAAUUGAAUCAUCUAUUGAUUAUCGUCCUAUUGUUAAUCCUAAAGCAUUUAAAUGGAUUGAGAAAAAAGAUGCCAAACCUCGUAUUGAUGAUGGACCUGAUGUUGACGAACGUUCUUAUAUUAAUCCAGAAUCUUUUCAUGCAAUUGAUCGUCGUCCAGGAAAACAAAGUGAUGUAUGUGAAUCAGAAAUUGAUACACGUAGUUUUAUACUUGAUAAAAAUCCAAAAGCUCUUGCUCAUCUUGAACGUCAAUCAUCAUAUCCAAUAAAUGAUAAAGUAGAAAGCGGCGGCAUUGAUCAACGAUCUUAUGUUAAUCCAAAUGCUUUUAAAUAUCUUGAAGGUAGUCGUGAAGAUUCACCUAAAAUUACUGUACAUACAUCAAGUGGUCCAACAAUUGAUACAAAAUCUUAUGUAAAUCCAGAUUCAUUUCGUCAUCUUGAAGGUCGAGAAAGACCAAGAACAAAUGAUGAUAAUAAUGAAGGAAUUGAUCAAACAUCAUUUGUACCAACAGCAGCUUUUCGUCAUUUAGAAUUUUCAGGUGAACGUACAAAUAAUGAACAAAAUGAUAAUUCACCAUAUGGACACACAGACCUUUAA
This is a messenger RNA of Adineta steineri, 1743 nucleotides long. Lineage: Eukaryota; Metazoa; Rotifera; Eurotatoria; Adinetida; Adinetidae. The record is from the annotation of a GenBank genome assembly.